CAGGAAACAGCUGCUAUGAGUAACUGGACCUAAUUGAUGACCCGGUCUGGUCCUGUCAAAACUAACCAGGACGACGAAACUAACGUUGCACCGUUUUCGACUGCUUCUCAAUAAUGGAGCGUAAAGUUGCUCGGGAAUUCAGGCACAAGGUGGAGCUGCUGAUCGAAAAUGAGGCAGAGAAGGAUUACCUGUACGAUGUUCUUCGCAUGUAUCACCAGUCGAUGGAUUUGCCUGUGCUGGUAGGAGACCUGAAGCUGGUUAUCAAUGAACCCAAGCGCCUCCUGAUUUUUGACGCCAUCAGACCUCUCAUCCCACUCAAACACCAGGUGGAAUAUGACCUGCUCACACCCAAGAGGUCACGGAAGCUGAAAGAGGUGCGCUUGGAUCGAACGCACCGUGAUGGAUUGGGUCUGAGCGUCCGAGGAGGGCUGGAGUUUGGCUGUGGCCUCUACAUAUCACAGAUUGUCAAAGAUGGACAGGCUUAUAAUGUUGGGCUGCAGGUUGGUGAUGAGAUUGUGCGCAUCAAUGGAUACUCCAUCUCCUCCUGCAUCCACGAGGAGGUCAUCAGUCUGAUCAAAACCAAGAAGAUUGUGUCUCUUAAAGUUCGACAUGUGGGCAUGAUCCCAGCAAAAAGCUCUUCAGAUGAACCCCUCAAGUGGCAGUUUGUGGAUCAGUUUGUGUCAGAGUCUGGGGAGAAGAAAAGCAGUGUGGCUGGCUUGGCAUCCAUGGGCGGGAAGGAAAUCAAAGAGAAGAAAGUUUUCCUCAGUCUUGUGGGCACAAAGGGUAUGGGCAUCAGCAUAUCCAGUGGUCCGACCCAGAAGCCUGGCAUCUACAUCAGCAACGUCAAGCCGGGCUCCCUCGCUGCAGAAGUUGGACUUGAGAUUGGAGACCAGAUUGUAGAAGUGAAUGGAGUGGAUUUCACCGCUGUGGAUCAUGAAGAGGCCGUCAGAGCCUUGAGAAGCAGCAGGAGUCUGACAAUCACAGUUCUGACUGGAGCUGGCAGCGAGCUGUUCAUGACAGAUGAGGAGCGUCAUGCAGUGGAGGCCCGCAGAGAGCUGGACCGGCAAGAGCUAAUGCACCAGAAGAAGGUGGCAAUGGAGACCAACAAAAUCCUUAAAGAGCAGCAGGAAAAGGAGAGGCAGAGAAAGAUGGAGAUCGCUCAGAAAACCGCAGAAGAAGAGGAGCGCUAUAAGAAAGAGAUGGAGAAGAUUGAAGCUUCAGAGGUGAAACACAGCAGAGAGUGGGAGGAGGACUGGGGAUCCAAAGAAAGGCCGAAGAGCCCAAAGAAUUCCCGUUCAGCCAAAAGCCCCACACGCAGUGACAUGAAAACCACUCCGCCGUCAAAGGCCAAGAGUUCUCCUGGUGAAGCAUUCAUAGAGGAAGAUGAGGAGGACGAACAGGAUACCUAUCGUUUGGCUGGUUUUAUCGAUAUGAGGGGAAACUGCCAUCGCUGCGUAAGGUACUGUCAGCUGUUUGCAGUGUUUGAGGGUUGCUCAAAAAGGGAAUUCCCUUUCCAACAGAAAGGUGAGAAGAAGAAGAAAAAGAAAAAAGUUUCCAACACUGACACGCUGCAGGAGCAGAGAAAAAACAAGAAGGAGAUGGAAUUUGAACUGAAGCUGGCCAAAGAGAAAGAGGAGAUGCAUGAACGAGAGAAACAACUCAAAAUCAACCGCCUGGUUCAGGAGGUUUCAGAGACUGAAAGGGAGGACCUGGAGGAGUCAGACAAAGUGCAACACUGGGUGGAGCGUCUGUGUCAGACGCGUUUGGAGCAGAUCUCCUGCGUGGAGAACGAAUCCCCAGAGCCGAAGGUGAAGCGCUUCCCCGGCGGCCUCCAUCUGGCCACCACUGAUCUGGAUGACAUCAACCUGGACCAGGUGGAUCAGAGCCUGAAGGGACCUCUGAAAAAGCUUUCUCCCACCCAGCCCAGCACCAGCCAACCUCCCCCUCCCUUACCCCGCCCCCCACCUUCCCCCAAGCUGAACCCAACCAUUCCCAACUAUUCCUCUUCUCCUCAAGUGUCCCCUCAGCGUCGGCAUCCCUCUCCCCCCGCUGCCAGGAAACCUCCCUCUUCCGGAUCCACUCUGACCACCAGAGGGCGUAGGCCUCCUCAGCAGCACCGCCGCUCCCACCCUCCUCGCCCGCCGUCCUCCCAUCAACCCCCCCCCACUCACUCCUCCAGGCCUCCAUCAUCCCCUCAGCCCUCACCACGUCCUCCUCCUCCUCCACCACCCCCCCCCCCCCCACCACCACCCCCGCCUCCCCCUCCACCCCCUCCCCCGCAGCACUCCGGCGAACAUGUAGGCGCUCCCGCCGGCCACCGCCAGCAGCACCAUCACCACUACCUCCAACAUCCCCCCAGCCCCCCAGAGCACAGGAGCGAGUGGGAGGCAGGCAGCCCCCCCAACCAGAGGCGUCAGACGGCCCCCGUCAUGUCCAAGCCCGUCAUGCUGCCCCAGUCACAGAUGCAUCGACCAGAUCCACACAGGUCUGCCCACCGUACUGAUGACCUGGGAUUUCAGAAAAACGUGGAAGACUUUGAUCCCUACUCCAUGUUUUCCUCAGACCAGAUUGCCGGCCGAGAUGUCAGACUGCUGAGAAUCAAGAAGACUGGCCAGCUUGACCUGGCUUUGGAGGGAGGAGCGGACUCUCCUUUGGGAAAGUUGGUGAUAUCCGCUGUGUAUGAAGGUGGUGCUGCUGAUAAACACGGUGGAAUCGUCCCUGGAGAUGAGCUCAUGGCUGUGAAUGGGAAGAUCCUGAUCGAUGCCGGUCUGACUGAGGGACAGAACUCUCUGGCCCGGGCCUGGAACAGUGGAGGGGAUUGGAUCGAUGUGGUGAUUGCUGUGUCUCCUCCUAAAGACUAUGAAGAUGAAGUGACGUUUUUCUAGUCUCAUCAACCACUUGCCAAGAAAACCAGUCUGAACAUGAAGAAGUUUCACGUUAAUCUACAUGCAAAGAAGCAGCUUUUGUGGCUCUUUGAGAUUGACCUAGUGGCCAUGUUGAUUCAUGCAAUCCAUGUUGAUUGUGUCUGUCUUGUUUUGUCAGUGGAUUGUCCCGUCAAUAUCACGCUCUGUCCUGUAGUCCUCAUCAGGUCCACCUCAUUUACACUGACGGUCCUUCUAAUCUUCUUGUAAAUGUCCAUCAGUAUAUGAAUAAAGGAUGGGUUCAAACAGGCAAACUAAUCGAUACUACACCUCUUAUCUGCCUUAACAAAGCCCAAUAAAAGACUCAUCUGGUUAUAGAUUAACUUCUGUUUUGGAUACUGAUUUUCUGCUACAUUAUUUUUUACAGGUGUGUGACGCUUAUUGGUUUUAAAAGCAAGUUUAUAUGUGGAUUUUAUUGACUUCUGUUACAUACAGUAAAAUUUAAAGAUUUCUGUCAA
This is a messenger RNA of Menidia menidia (Atlantic silverside), 3379 nucleotides long. The record is from the annotation of a GenBank genome assembly. Lineage: Eukaryota; Metazoa; Chordata; Actinopteri; Atheriniformes; Atherinopsidae.